AAAGAGAAAUACUCAAAAUUAUUUUUUUUUCAUAAUUUGCGUUUGUUUUCAAGAAAACAAGCGAAAGCGCGACCUUUAUUUAAUAAGUGAGCGUUUUCAUAAAUAUGGAAAAUCUCUGAGAAAAUAUCUGAUGACAGUCCGAUAAAAAUUGCAGCAUCCUCUCACCCUGUAUAUGAAUAGUAAACCACAGUCACGGCCGCCUUUAUAGCUCGAUUUUGAAACGAAAAAACCAGUGGCGUGCCCAAUUUUUUGGGAAAAUUGUCACGUGGCGGUCGGGGGUGGGGGUUAUCUCCCCCGUUUAUAACCCCCAUGUCAAUGUGAAAAUGAUCAAGUGUGCUGUGAGUCAGACGGCGAGAGGAGGGAGAGAAAUCGCGACAUCGUGGUGAUUGAAGAAAAUCUGACAGUAGUGUAUAUCGCGACGCUCGUUUGUUUUCGAUUACGCUGCCAACUAUGUGAGACAGACGCCGGCUGUUUUUCUCUUAAUUUGUUUCCUAUUGCGACUGUGAUAUUUUUCGUUAUGGUUUAGAGGGAAAAUUGAGGUUUGGGCGCCGAAAUGGGACUCUUGCCGAAACUCGUACACAAAUUUUGGGAGUACGGCGCUGGAAGGACGGCCCUUGCCGCCUUCUGUGCCCACUCUGUCUCGAUCUCCAUCGGGAUCUGUCAAGGCUACAGCGCGAUUUUGAUCCCUCAACUCACCUCCUCGGACACCAUCCACGUGGAUUCGGAAGAGAGCUCCUGGCUCGCAAGUCUCGGUGCUGUGACCAAUCCAAUUGGCUCGAUCCUUUCCGGAUUGCUGGCAGAGUACUUUGGCAGAAAAAGGUCCAUUCAGAUCAGCAGUGUGCCGUUUCUGGCAGGAUGGCUGUGCAUUGCUUUGGCCGACAACAUCACCUGGCUGUACGUCGGGCGUCUCGUCACCGGCAUAGCCGCAGGAAUGUCGACAGCGUGCUACACCUACGUGAGCGAGAUCUCGACUCCCGAAAACCGGGGAAUCCUGCAAUCGCUGGGCCCCAUCUGCGCCUCCUUCGGGAUUUUACUCACUUACACACUUGGUUACGUCCUCUCGUGGUCAACUGUUGCUUUUUUGAGCGUUUCAUUUGCUUUAUUUACGCUAAUUGCGGUCGAGUUUCUUCCGGAAAGUCCCUCGUAUUUAAUUAAGGCCGGGCUUCACUCCAAAGCUUUCGAUAGUUAUUUUUGGUUUCGGCGAAACGUAGCUUUGGCACAAACCGAAGUUUCUAAACACGCUUCAAGUGAGAAAAUCGAAAUUAGCGCCAAAGAAAUCUACUGCAGUGCUGCCACCAUUAAACCGUUCCUCAUCCUUGUCACUUUGUUCUUUCUCCAACAAUUAUCGGGGAUUUACACGAUUCUUUUUUACGCUGUGAAUUUCUUCGAAGAGACUGAUCUCGAACUGGACAAUUACGUGUCUUCGAUCAUUGUCGGGGCGAUUCGGUUCGGGAUGUCAAUGGUGACUGCGAUUCUAGUGAAUAGGUUCGGCCGUCGCCUACUUUGCAUGGCCUCGAGCGGGGGGAUGAGCGUUGCAAUGUUGGCAAUGGUCGUUUAUUUCAAAUACUACGAGAUGCAUGCGGGGGAAGUACGGGUUUUGCCGGUACUUCCCCUGGUGUGUGUCGUCUUCAAUGUGAUGUUCUCCAUGGUGGGGAUGCUCCCGAUUCCGUGGAUUCUGGUCGGGGAGUUGUUCCCGCUGGAAGUUAGGUCCAUCAUGAGCGGGAUUGUCAUCUGCAUAGCGCAGUGUUUUGUCUUCCUGUUUGUCAAAAUCUACCCUGAUAUGAUCGAACAUUUGAAUUUCAGCGGCACUUUGAUGACUUUUUUGUUGGCAGCAGUGGUCGCGCUGUUUUUCUGUAAAUUUGUGUUGCCCGAAACUAAGAACAAAUCCUUGCAGGAGAUUGAGGAUUAUUUCAAACGCAAGAAGGUUUUGGAUGGGUUUGAUAACCAAGGGUUUUGCCCGGAAGUGAUAAAAAACGAGGGGAUUUACACGGUGCAGAUACAGACAUGACGUAAUUACUUUCAACUAGUUGGAAAAAACUUAGUUCUUAUAGAACCGACGGUGAUUGAUUGUACAAACAACUAUUUUUGUAUUUAAUUGAUGAAUAAAAUUAUUUAUUUUU
Molecule: messenger RNA, 2120 nt
Organism: Tribolium castaneum (red flour beetle)
Lineage: Eukaryota; Metazoa; Arthropoda; Insecta; Coleoptera; Tenebrionidae
Product: facilitated trehalose transporter Tret1
Exons: 4
Coding region: 554-2008 (484 amino acids)
Biological process (GO): transmembrane transport
Cellular component (GO): membrane
Molecular function (GO): transmembrane transporter activity
Source: RefSeq, a predicted model, not a curated record